Molecule: messenger RNA, 1071 nt
Organism: Parastagonospora nodorum SN15
Lineage: Eukaryota; Fungi; Ascomycota; Dothideomycetes; Pleosporales; Phaeosphaeriaceae
Exons: 5
Coding region: 1-1071 (356 amino acids)
Source: RefSeq, a predicted model, not a curated record
AUGCAUCUCUUACAAGUUGACGCCUUAGGCGGGUUCAGCCUGGUCGAAAAGUACGGCAAGCAGAUCCCGGCCUAUGGUAUUCUUUCGCACACAUGGCUCGCGGCUCAUGAGGAAGUUACUUUCAAGGAUGUUAAGAAGGGCAAGGGCCAAAAGAAGCGCGGUUACGAGAAGCUGCGCUUUUACAAGCUUGAUUACUUCUGGAUCGAUACCUGCUGCAUCGACAAAUCAAGCAGCGCAGAGCUGCAAGAAGCGAUUAACUCCAUGUUCAAGUGGUACAAAGAUUCGGCCAGAUGCUACGUGUUCUUGCAAGACGUCUCUCUCCAAGCGCUAGAAGCGAACCUCACUGGAUAUGGCUGGAGGGGUUGGACUCUCCAAGAAAUUUUAGCUCCAACCUCAGUAAACUUCUUCACUUAUGAGGGUGCGCCACUCGGAGACAAACAUUCCCUCUGGGAAGACAUCAGUGAAGCUACCCAGAUCUCGUCCGACGUACUUCACGGCAAUGUCUACACUAUGUAUCAAGUGCCAGUUGAUAUUCGUUUAGGAUGGGCAAAGAGUCGCCAGACAACACGAGAGGAAGAAAAGUUUUAUUCUCUCCUGGGACUGUUCAAUGUACACAUGUCACUUCUGUACGGAGAGGGCCUCACAAAGGCUUUCAGACGCUUCCAUGAGGAGCUGAAAAAGAAUCGAGAGGAUCCGACGGAGCUAAACGCUAUACUUGCCCAGGUCACAGCUCAGCGGAUUGAAGACAAUGUGGAUAAGAUCAUCAUGCAGAACUUAGAAAUGGACUUAAUGCCACUCAAGAGAUCAGCCACCGUAGCUUUCCAAGGAACAGACCACGAUGGCUUUAGCAAAAAACCACGGCAACCUUUGCCCAGCGAGAAAGAAACCUCCACUCAGUCGACAGAUGGAAUCCCCAAGCGUUUGUCUGACAUCCAGGAUAUGCAAAAUUGUUGGGACGAAGCGACUGCACGAAAUGGAUAUUCUCGAGUCGCUGUCUUGCUUGUGAAGUGGGCGGAUGAGAUCGGUGAGCUUAACACGCGUGCUGAUGUAAGUGAUGCCGUGCAGGACUGA